AUGUCGUACUACGAUCCAACUGCCAUUGAAGGUUCGAGCUACAAUCCAAUCGUUAUUCCCGAUCCGAGCCACACGGAGCCAGAAGAUCGCUGGAUCAGUCACCGUGACUACUCAGCUCGAACCGUCAGUGCCGAUUCUGACUUCACGAGAUCGUCCUCUCGCGCUGCAUCGGCAACCACAACAGCCAGUCUACGGGAAGCCUCGACGUGUCGCACAAGUCUUUCGGCUUCUGCCAGUCCUCCUUUGUCACCCCUCACACCAUUCAGAUGGCACCGGGUGUCCAGUAGUCCAGAACCCGCAAGCGAGCAUCAUGACACCUCACGUCCAUUCGAGCGUUCUAACGAGCGGACCUCAAUUAUAGACCAUCUAGUGGAUGUGUCGAAUAACACCUUGCCGACUCUCGGUGGUGUCGGUACGAGCUAUUGUACGAUAGACGACAUGGACAUUGACGAUGAGGAUCCCUUGAGCGACACGGAGGAGUGGGCAGCGCCCUUGACGUCGUCUGAUCGAUACAAGGGGCCACAAGACUUCGCAGAGGCCAGUCAGUGCGAUGGGUCGGAUGUGGUUUCUGGCAACCGCGGCGCUUUGCCGUGCUUAAGCGUGGCCGCAGAUCCACCAAGUUGUAUGAAUGCUCCAGUCACUCCUGGCAACUUCCUAGCAAAGCUAACAAAGAAAAACUUACAGUCUACACCGAGCUCGCGCUCAACCUGUAUUUACUACAGGGAGCCUGAGCAGUAUGUCUCAGACAUGCCGAGGACCGAAUCCAGCUUGACGGUUUCGACAAUGGAGAACUGUACGCCGGAGCCCGAUCUCCAGAGACUGAUACCAACCAGAACGCAGCCUACCACAACUCCACAGCUCACAGUCUAUGCUGAGUCGCAUAUACAAGCAGAUACGGCUCACGAACCAUAUCGAUCAGUAGCGCUGGGCACCGUCGAUAAGGUCCCUGGCAGUCAAAAUGGUCGAAGUCUGCCGGGGGUUCGACGCAAUCCUCUACGUUGCACAAGGCAAAAGACUACAAUCACAAGACCCCAAAAGUAUCUUCCAGCUCCGAGAGUCGUAUCAAGAAGGGGGAUAAAUCGGGAGCGACAACCCGAGCGGAAGUCCGGCAAUCGGACGACGACGACCCGACGACGCGCCAAAGUCCAAGCUGGGCUCGAAGCUCUCAAGCAGUCGCAACUCGACGAUGCAGACUUAAACAUAGCAGAGAAGGGCGGGCAAACUGUGCUCACCUUCAGUCUUCCGAGCACGAGCCUUGUGAUGUCAUGUCCGCAGCAUAAGGCGGUCACGCCUGCUUCGCAUUGUGAGUGUUUCGAAGGAAUGAUGCUGGAUUUCUCGGCUAACUUUGAUGCAGCUAAUAGAAAAUAUCCAUUCAAGAGGCUGCUUGAGAAGCGAAACGAGUUUCUAGUUGAGUGGGAGACUGGCGAGAUGACAUGGGAGCCUGAAGUGAACUUUGACUGUAAAGACAUUGAAGAAUUCGAGAAACGGGAUGUUGGUUUUGGUCCUGGAGUUGAGUCCAUCCUCGGCUCAAGAAAAAGAUGCGGAAGGGCAUAAUUGCUCCUCGUAUGGCGCGGACGACCGGAAUCAGAAGCGUAUUGGGUUGAUAAGAACAAGGUCUCACGGUCUUACCUCGAAGAGCGUAAAUUGUCAUAGCAAGAGGCUUCUGGCCUUUAGUGGAGCUGCUAUUAAAAUUAAUAGAAGCAAACUACUACUGAAC
Microdochium trichocladiopsis is the source of this 1717-nucleotide messenger RNA. RefSeq lists its product as uncharacterized. The record is from RefSeq and is a predicted model, not a curated record. NCBI's taxonomy places the organism in Eukaryota, Fungi, Ascomycota, Sordariomycetes, Xylariales, Microdochiaceae. The transcript has 2 exons. The coding region runs from base 1 to 1554 and encodes 517 amino acids.